Molecule: messenger RNA, 1554 nt
Organism: Lindgomyces ingoldianus
Lineage: Eukaryota; Fungi; Ascomycota; Dothideomycetes; Pleosporales; Lindgomycetaceae
Exons: 3
Coding region: 1-1554 (517 amino acids)
Source: RefSeq, a predicted model, not a curated record
AUGCAACAAGGGGUCGUGGAAGAUAAGUUGCAAAGUAAUGUGGGUUUCGAGGUGCCUACACCACGCAGAGCUGAACAGCUUUCCAACUCUGAAUCUCAGGAUGCUCACCUAUUUAGUCAGCAUAUGAGUCUUGAAAGCGAAAGUUGGAAGGAUAUUCAGACCCAGUUGCCAGAUUCUUGGAUGUGGGAUGUUGACUACCACAGUAUUCCUAACACAUCUGGCCAAGCUGUUGGAUGCUGGACAUGCACACCGAUGAAUGAUGAUGAUCCGAGAGACUUUCCACUUACCAUUGCUGGAGCUCCAGUUGUCAUUCCUGUAGAACAUCGCUGGCCUCCAAUUGCUGGGGUUAAUCCUCCCCCUGAUCCGCGACCGUCUACUCCAAUCGACUGCACGGCUGAACUUCCGCUCGAAGUGGUUCGGGAUCUCUUCCUCACUUUUCAGGGAAGCAUGGGCUUCUAUGUUCUUAUUAACGGACUUCUUCAGAUUAUCGUCCCUAAGGAGUUCGACACUGAAUGGGCUUCUUCGCAUCUACCACACAAAUAUGGUGGUCUUCGAAUUUGCUACAUCCCGCAAUGCAUGAUCCCCACGAUGACUCCUUCUAAAACCGAAAUUAUCAACUCGAAAAGCUCACAGGGCUCGGGGCUAUCGAGCAGACUCGGACUUUUCCGGCCUUCGAGUUCAUUGCUUGUUCAAACCCAUCGCCUCAAUGAUUUCAUCGAAGCCCGGACGAAAUCCACCCUAAAAGAGGGUAGAUUUUCUGGCCGUAUUGGACUGAGGACGAGUACAGGCAGCGAAUCCUAUCUUGUUAUGUCGACACAUGUCAUCACCGAAGCAAUACUAUCCAAGUCAAAUCGGCUAUCGAUCUUUAGCAGGAAGCGUAAUUCCUACGAAAAUCUCGAAAGCGAUUGGAAUGAACACGUUGAGAUUUGGGCUGGCAAUGAGCUGUUUGGUACAGUGGACAAAUCCUUCGAUACUAAAGCCAAAGUGUAUCCUAAUGGCUUCAUACAUGAUAUCACACUUAUCAAACCUACUAAUCCAGCUGCUGUGAAGGACAUAAAAUCGCCUAUUCCUGACAUUGGAUGGCUAUCAAGAGAAGCGUGGAAUGGUCUUCGACAGCAAAGCAGCACUGUUAAGUUCCUUGGGGACACGGAGAAUGAAGCAAAAACGCUCAAGACAAAUCGUCCCUCAGAGGUACUGGUUGUCGGUGAAGGCAUUUUCCUCAACCAAACUGCCUCCGUAAAACCAAGUCGUGGACACGACAUCGGCGUCUGGAAGGAUUUCGUGUCUCGAUGUCUUCUCUACAGAGUGCACAAAGACUUCGAUACCCCAAAUGGACACAGUGGUAUUGCGCUUUAUGCUGACGGUCUUCGUGAAGACGGCACGACCGGUCCUGGUAUUGUUGGGUUUCAGUCGUUCGUGCAGAGAUCUGGACACGUGCAGAACUUCAAAAUGGAAGGUGGUGCACUAGAGAGAAGGUUGAAGUUAGGGAGAGUUGCAUUCUAUGGAGCAUUCCAGGUCCCGGAUGAGUUGAGGAAAGCGCACACAAUUGCUUGA